AUGUAUUUGUCGUACUGUUUCGUACUGCUUACUCUGCCGUUAUACGUCGCGCAAAUAACGAUAUCAAAUGGAGGCGAUGAGGCAAUACAAGCAGUAACAAGAGAUGACGACGAAAUAAGGACUGUGACUGAUGACGGGAAAGCAAACGAAAAACGAUACAAAUGUGAGAAACAUAAAUUGGCGCACGUUAACAUUGGACCAUCCAAAUAUCACAUGUGCAAUAAAACUUUCGAGCGGUUUGGCAAUCUGAAGGGUCACCAAUCGACGCACGGUAACGAGCGACCAUUCAAAUGUUACGUGCGCAAUGAACCAUUCGGAAAUCUGAGGAGACAUCAAUUGACGCACGGAAACACACGACUAUCCAAAUGUGAUAAAUUGGAAGAACACAUUAAUACUUAUAAAUGCCGAGUCGAUUUUGGUAUUAUUCACCAUAUGCCUCUACCAGGAGGUCAUCAAAACGCGAAGUAUAUGGUCUAA
Molecule: messenger RNA, 477 nt
Organism: Cercopithifilaria johnstoni
Lineage: Eukaryota; Metazoa; Nematoda; Chromadorea; Rhabditida; Onchocercidae
Source: the annotation of a GenBank genome assembly